AUGCUGGACAGCAACGGGUACUCGGACAUCUACCUAGAGGCUCCCUCUGACCUGAUCAGGGAGGUGAAACCAUACGAAAGAUCAGGGGCCUGCGAGGCAAUUGACAGAUAUAACAGAGACGUCCUAAACCUUAUGAGCGGAACUGCUAAGGUCAGACUUAUCAAGACGCUUGACUUGACCACCAUUGAGUCUAUUGUUCUGCACUUUAUGAUGCCUCACUUUGUGAUCAACGUCCGAGUCGGUGGUCUUUGCCCUGAUCAGAACGACUUGAUCAAGGGUGUCAUUGACAAUGGUUCACAAAUCAACGUUAUUUCAAGAUUGUACGCAGACAAGCACGCUAUCAAGCUUACAACUACGCCGCUUGGGAUGAACGCUUUUGAUCCCAAUUCAGAGCGUGUAUCCUUUGACGGAGCAGCUAUCGUGCCUGUCUGGGUUGAAGGCCACUGUUUCCUAACCAGCAUGUUCGUUGCUGACGAUAGAAGGAUGAACGAACCACUUCUUCUGGGAUCGCCUUUUGGGUUCCAUACGCAGAUCAACUACGUGUAUGGCCCCGACAUGAUCACGCUGAUACUGACAACAGGGCAAAUUCGCUCUAUGUCCCAGCUGUAUUCCUGA
Molecule: messenger RNA, 615 nt
Organism: Colletotrichum spaethianum
Lineage: Eukaryota; Fungi; Ascomycota; Sordariomycetes; Glomerellales; Glomerellaceae
Exons: 1
Coding region: 1-615 (204 amino acids)
Source: RefSeq, a predicted model, not a curated record